CAAACAAAUAUUCAAAUACAGUAAGAAUUACAUGAAUUGAAGGCAAGUGGUGCAUGUUUUAUGCAAAAUAAAACCUAUAAUGUAAGUAUAUGUACUAUGGAACUCAACUUAAUACUUCAACAAUACUGCUAUAAAACCAUUAAUGUAAUAAAUAGGAUCAAUAUCACUAGAGAAAUUUCUCAAAGGUUUCAAAUUUGAGAAAGGGUUUCUAUGAGGUUCUACUAACACUUUUACUUUCUUAUUAGCUUUCCUUACAAUAUUUAUGUCUGCAAUAAUUUCUUCUUUAGUGUAAGCUGUCAAAAUUAGAGGAACCCCUGGACUUUGACAUAAAAAAGGAAUACUAUCUUUCCAUGUAUCUUCUGGGUGAUUUGAAAAUUCAUGUAAACCACUAUUCAGAGCAACCACUACAUCAGGCUUCUUCAAAAUCCCAACUAUAUUAUGGUACAACUGCUCAUGAAAUGUAAUCCUGGUUGUAGAUUUUUUGCUUUUGCAACUGAGGCACAAUUGAUUGGUGAAUUUAUCAGUUGUUCCACUAUGAUUCAAGUCAGGGCCAAUAAUGAAAUAUUCAAAGUUCCUCAAGUUCUUUAUCCAGUGAAAUGGUAACUCUGACAUGAUUCUCCAAAGCAAACCCAUUUCUGUUAUAUCAGCACCAACUAAAUGUACUACAAGCUCCUCUUUUGGAAAUAUUCUAUCACUCAAAAAUCCACUGCCUUCCAAACCAUAAAUUAUGGUAGCUACAGGUGCAAUUACUUGUGAUUUACGAAUCUGUAUAAUAUGAGGUCCAAUAUCUUUAACAUUCUCUGUUGAAUAGUUUUCAUCAUACAUGGACAUCAGUUGUUUCAAAUUUUCAGGAAGAGCAGAUAUGCUAUCUUCUAUAUCAUUUGGACUCACUUCCAAGUAAUGAUCUGGAAGGCUUUGUGAAAAUGUAAACAAGUCCAUUUCUAAGCUCAAUUUUAGUUCAUUACAGUGCAUUUCGUGUUGACUUUGAUGAUGCUUUUUGUGUUCCUCUGAGCAGUAGGAAAUAUUGUGACAUUUUGCACAAAAAAUGGUAGCUUCUUGAGAAUAACAAACUGCACAAAAUCUUGGAAACAUCCACAUUUGCAUUUCAAAAUCAUAUAGCUUUCGUUUCAGCUUCUCCUGCCAAUAGAUAUGCUUAAGAUACUGAUCAUUUAGGAGAUCUGCAAAUGUAUUUACAGAUUCUUUAUAAGUGUCUGAUGCACUCUUUAUGAUAAGGCAUAACUCUUUAUGGUAUUUCCAGUCCGAUCUUUGGUGGUCAGUGGAACAGUAAACCAUAACCUUGCAUGAUGAACAUCUUUUCAAUGGUUUAUCAAACGUUUUACAAACAUGACAAACAUUACUGUUGAAAAAAGUACAAUAAGGUAUUGCCGGACAAUUAAACAUUUUCCUGCUCUUCUGUAUUCUGUCUAUGCUAAAAUUGCUAAACUACUAACUGUAAUAUUAAUAUUUCAAUUUUUCAAACUAAUCAGCUGCCAGAGUGCAGCCACAAGUUCAGCUGGUUUUAUAGUAUACUGGCGUAUAGGCGUUAUAGGCAUAGGCACAAGAAUAGAUAGAUAUAUCAGAAUCAAAUUUUGGUGCUGACGAACAUGUUAGCAGAGUUUUGUAGAGCUAAGAAACCGGUAUAUGAGAAGCAAAGAAAUACUUAAAUUUGAAAAAGUUGAGGUAUUAUUAUAACCAAAAAAUGAAUUUGAAGAGUUUUGGUUUAUUAUUCAAAAGUUUUGUGAAAAUUGUAUCUGGCGAUGCAACUAGGCGAAAUAUUCAUGUUGAUACCAGGUUAUGUCGGCCCCCAGGGGCCUAUGAAGGUGAAGGGAAGACUUCUGUGCACAUUUUGAAUAAAGAUUCAGAUCUAGGUAUAAUGAUAGACGGGUACAGUCAAGUUGGUUUUAGAUUAAAUAAUGACAUGACAGUCCUAGGAUCCAUGUUGAUAUUUCCAAGAUCUGUUCUAUCCUGGAAUGUAGAUGAUAUUUCUGAAAUAACUGAGGAAGCUUUAAGUUUGUUCUCAGUACUUGAACCAAAAAUAGACAUUUUAGUCUUAGGAGUAGGAGACCAAAUAGAAAAUUAUAAUUUUUACCAGAAAUUGAUACCUUUUUCUAGAAGGAAUAGGAUACCUUUCGAAAUUUUGCCUACAGAACAAGCUUGUUCCACUUUUAAUUUCCUCAAUGCUGAAGGAAGAAAUGUAGUAGGAGCAAUGAUACCACCCAAACACUUCAGACCAACAGAUGAUGAUGAAUUGCAAACUAAGCUUAGGUAUCAAAAUCUGUAUGAGUGGGAAUAAAGUAGCAAUAUAUUAAAACCAUUUAUUAUCUU
Phaedon cochleariae (mustard beetle) is the source of this 2325-nucleotide messenger RNA. Lineage: Eukaryota; Metazoa; Arthropoda; Insecta; Coleoptera; Chrysomelidae. The record is from the annotation of a GenBank genome assembly.